Gymnodraco acuticeps is the source of this 2845-nucleotide messenger RNA. RefSeq names its product choline transporter-like protein 2. Gene Ontology annotation, molecular function: choline transmembrane transporter activity. Bases 274 to 2394 code for a protein of 706 amino acids. Gene Ontology annotation, biological process: transmembrane transport; choline transport. The record is from RefSeq and is a predicted model, not a curated record. The transcript is spliced from 22 exons. NCBI's taxonomy places the organism in Eukaryota, Metazoa, Chordata, Actinopteri, Perciformes, Bathydraconidae. Gene Ontology annotation, cellular component: membrane.
GUAUUUUGGAAGUGGGAGGAGAUAAAAAGGGAGAUGCACAGGUGGGGCACAGAUUGGAAAGAGGCUGUUGUUUCAGGAUAAAUACAGAGGGAAGUAGAGCUGCUGCUGCUGCUGGCUGCCAUUCAGGGACAGGUUGGACUGGUUUCUCCCUCCACAAUACUCCAGUUUCCCUCAUUCACACAGCGAGGAACAAGUGACCCAGUUUAGGAGGCGGUGGAAAGAGUGAAAAAAAAGGCUUCUUCAGUACAUUUCAAGCCAGAGAGGAUUUUAAACAUGCCGGAGGAAGGAGAGUUUUAUGGAAAACAUGGCGAGCCAAGGAAGUAUGACUCCUCGUUCAAAGGCCCCAUCCAGAACAGGAGCUGCACAGACAUCGUGUGCUGCAUUCUCUUCAUUAUCGCCCUACUGGGUUACUUUGCAGUGGGAAUUCUGGCCUGGUCCCAGGGUGACCCCAGGAAGGUGAUUUACCCCACUGACAGUCGAGGGCAGUUCUGCGGGCAGGCGGGCACCCCACUGGAGAAAAAGGGCAUGCUGUUCUACUUCAACAUCAUGAAGUGUGCGAGCCCCAUGGUGCUGCUGGAGUUCCAGUGCCCCACCACCCAGAUGUGUGUGGAGACAUGUCCUGAUAAGUUCCUGACGUUAGUGAAAGCCUACACCAACACGAAGGACUUCGACUACUACAAGACGUUCUGCAAGGAGGGCGUGACCAACAAUAUGGGAAUCCCAGAAAUCCUGAAGCAAGGCCUCUGUCCGUCCAUGCUGACCCCCAGCAAGCCCUUCACUCGGAGGUGUUUCCCCGCUCUGGGCCUGAAAGGAGGUUUGAUCACCGUGGGAAACAACUCUCACUUUGACGACGGCAGCGGGACCAUGAGAGACGCCAAGGACCUGGUGGAUGGAGUCAAGAACGCCACGGUGGUGAUGGAGGCUCGUCAGGUGGUGAUGAAGAUCUUUGAGGAUUACACAAAGUCCUGGUACUGGAUCGUCAUAGGUUUGGUUAUUGCGAUGCUCACCAGUCUGCUCUUCAUCGUCCUGCUGCGCUUCCUGGCCGGGAUCAUGGUCUGGGUCAUGAUCGUCAUGGUGAUACUGGUCCUAGGAUACGGUAUCUUCCACUGCUACAUGGAGUACGCCGCUCUGAAGGGAGAGGCCGGCGCUAACGUCACUCUGCAGGAAAUCGGCUUCCAGACGGACUUCACCGUCUACCUGCAGAUCAGACAGACCUGGCUGGCCUUCAUGAUCAUUCUGGCCAUUGUGGAGGUCAUCAUCAUCCUCCUGCUCAUCUUCCUCAGGAAGAGGAUCCUCAUCGCCAUCGCUCUCAUCAAAGAAGCCAGCAGAACCAUCGGGCAUGUGAUGUGUUCCCUCUUCUACCCUCUCUUCACCUUCCUCCUCCUGGCCAUCGUCAUCGCCUACUGGGCCGUCACUGCUGUCUUCUUGUCUACCUCUAAUCAACCGAUCUACAAAGUCUUCAAUGAGACGAUGUGCGACCACUCGAGAAAAACUUGUGAACCUGCGAACUACUCCAUCAGUAUAGAAAAGACGCAGUGCCCGGACUCAGAGUGUCUGUUCGCUUUCUACGGCGGAGAGACGGCGUACCACAAGUACCUGAUUGGGCUGCAGUUCUACAACGUCUUCCUCUUCUUCUGGUGCGCUAACUUUGUGACGGCGCUGGGACAGAUGACCCUCGCCGGAGCCUUCGCCUCGUACUACUGGGCCUUCAACAAGCCCGACGACGUGCCCGCCUUCCCCGUCUUCUCCUCCCUCGGGAGGUCGCUCAGGUAUCACACAGGAACUCUGGCGUUCGGCUCCCUGAUCCUCUCCAUCGUUCAGAUCAUCAGAGUUCUGCUGGAGUAUCUAGACCACAAGCUCAAAGGAGCUCAUAAUAAAUGCACCAAGUUCCUGCUGUGCUGCCUGAAAUGCUGCUUCUGGUGUUUGGAGAAAUGUGUCAAGUUCAUCAACAGAAAUGCCUACAUCAUGACGGCGAUCUACGGGAAUAACUUCUGCACCUCCGCCAAAAACGCCUUCUUCCUCCUCAUGAGGAACAUGAUCAGGGUGGCUGUCCUGGACAAAGUGACAGACUUCCUUUUGUUUUUGGGGAAACUGCUCAUUGUUGGGCUCGUGGGGAUCUUCGCCUUCUUCUUCUUCUCGGGGAGAGUGAAGGCCUUCGAGGACACCGCUCCACAUCUGCACUACUACUGGGUUCCCAUCCUGACUGUGGCGGUCGGAUCCUACCUCAUCGCCCACGGAUUCUUCAGUGUUUACGCCAUGUGUGUCGACACUCUGUUCCUCUGCUUCUUGGAGGAUCUGGAGAGGAACGAUGGCAGCGCAGAGAGGCCCUACUUGAUGCCGGAGAACCUCCGAAAAGUCCUGAACAAGAAGAACAAGACGGAACCGGCUGAAUAACGGAAAGAUCUGCAGUGAUGUUGGACUUUAGGAAAAACAUUCUCGGACCAGAACCAGAUACCUUCAAUCACCAGGAGCCUCCAUCGGAAGUGUUAUCCACUUUAAUUAAUCUACAGUUUAUAGUUUUAAAGACGCCGCCUUAUUUGUUAUAUAUUUUAAUAUUUGUGCUACAUGAAGGUCAGCUUUAAAGUUGUUUAAUAUGUCUCUGCGCUUUUUAUCUUGCUGUUAUCUUAUGUUAUGUUUGAAGCUUUAUUUAACCUUGUUACCAAAGCCGUUCCACUACGACUCGUUUUUAUCUGCACAAAGAAUCAAUCUGUCAGCGAGUGUGUAACGGAGAAACUUAAGAACAAAAGCUAAAUUUGUAUUGUAUAGGGUUAUACUCUGGUACUCAUUUCAUUAUUGUGGAGUUAACCUGAGAACGUUUUUGAAAUAAAAAUAGUUUUUUACGUAA